Messenger RNA from Homalodisca vitripennis (glassy-winged sharpshooter), 208 nucleotides. RefSeq names its product glutathione S-transferase 2-like. Gene Ontology annotation, molecular function: glutathione transferase activity. The record is from RefSeq and is a predicted model, not a curated record. Lineage: Eukaryota; Metazoa; Arthropoda; Insecta; Hemiptera; Cicadellidae. Gene Ontology annotation, biological process: glutathione metabolic process. The transcript has 2 exons. The annotation marks the transcript as partial.
CAGCAGUCAUGCCUCUGGUUCUCUACUACACGGAAACCAGUCCUCCGACACGUUCUGUAGACUUGGUCAUUCAUGCCCUUGGUUUAACCGCAGAGCACAAGGAAGUAGACUUGUUUAGCAAUGAGCAUUUAUCUCCUGAUUUUCUGAAGAUAAAUCCACUUCACACUAUUCCAGCUGUUGACGAUAAUGGCUUCAUUCUUUGGGGAAG